AUGGUGACUGCGACCACGGUGACGGGUGGGAAAGACAAGAUAAAUCGAAACGUCCCGCCCAACUGCUCAGAGCUUCCAGGACCUCGCUCCUACCCACCCUGCUCCCGCCCUGAGCCCCAGGGCCGCCCCUGGACAGUCACGUUGAGUCUGGAGGCAGGUGUGGGGGAACGGCCAGCUGCUCGCCAGCAUCCCGGCUUCCAUGAUGCCCAUCAGGAAAGGACUGCUGGGGCCUCUCAGGCAGGGAUGGGGAGGAGUGUGGGGGUUAGGAGGAGAGCAACGCUUUGGCUACCUCUGAGCAACUCCUGGGCAGAAGAGGGAGAGGGAAGAAGUAAUUGCCCGUUUCUCUCUCUCUCCUUCCGUAGCAUUAUCAGCAUCAUCUUUAUUCUGGCUGGAGCAAUCGCACUCAUCAUUGGCUUUGGCAUUUCAGGGAGACACCCCAUCACAGUCACAGCUCUCACCUCGGCUGGGAACCUUGGGGAGGAUGGAAUCCUGAGCUGUACUUUCGAACCUGACAUCAGACUUUCCGAUAUCGUGAUCCAAUGGCUGAAGGAAGGUGUGGUGGGCUUGGUCCACGAGUUCAAAGAGGGCAGAGAUGACCUGUCAGACCAGGAGGAGACGUUCAGAGGCCGAACAGCAGUGUUUGCCGACCAAGUGAUAGUUGGCAACGCCUCCCUGAGGCUGAAAAAUGUGCAACUCACGGACGCCGGCAUCUACAAAUGUUACAUCAUCACGUCCAAGGGCAAGGGGAGUGCUAACCUUGAGUAUAAAACUGGAGCCUUCAGCAUGCCAGAAGUGAAUGUGGACCAUAAUGCCAGCUCAGAGACCUUGCGGUGUGAGGCUCCCCGAUGGUUCCCCCAGCCCACAGUGGUCUGGGCAUCUCAGGUUGAUGGGGGAGCCAACUUCUCAGAAGUCUCCAACACCAGCUUUGAGCUGAACUCUGAGAAUGUGACCAUGAAGGUUGUAUCUGUGCUCUACAACGUCACGAUCAACAACACCUAUUCGUGUAUGAUUGAAAAUGACAUUGCCAAAGCCACAGGGGAUAUCAAGGUGACAGACUCUGAGAUCAAAAGGCGGAGUCACCUACAGCUGCUGAACUCAAAGGCUUCUCCAUGUGUCUCUUCUUUCUCUGCCAUCAUUUGGGUACUUCUGCCUCUCUCCUCUUACCUGGUGCUAAAAUAAUGUGCCUUGGCUGCACAAAGACAUGCAAAGUCACUG
Carlito syrichta (Philippine tarsier) is the source of this 1215-nucleotide messenger RNA. It is a transcript of the gene VTCN1, whose product is annotated as V-set domain containing T-cell activation inhibitor 1. The transcript is spliced from 6 exons. Bases 1 to 1179 code for a protein of 392 amino acids. The record is from RefSeq and is a predicted model, not a curated record. NCBI's taxonomy places the organism in Eukaryota, Metazoa, Chordata, Mammalia, Primates, Tarsiidae.